Molecule: messenger RNA, 756 nt
Organism: Neodiprion virginianus
Lineage: Eukaryota; Metazoa; Arthropoda; Insecta; Hymenoptera; Diprionidae
Exons: 5
Coding region: 1-582 (193 amino acids)
Source: RefSeq, a predicted model, not a curated record
AUGUUGAAACUUGGACAAGCUACGAGUUUGUUGUGCCAGUGGGAGGGGAAAGCGGUCCUGGCUCCUGGCACUCGCGUCGAUCUCCUCGAGGCACCGGGAGCACCGAGUUCUAGAUUACAGAUCUUAUCCGGGGCCCGAGCUACGCCCUACGCGGCAAAACUUAUGACCGGGGCCCUAAGGAUCCGAGAAUCGCGCGAGAAAGGGGAUUCGGACGGCUGGCGCACGAAGCUCUCGCUCCGCACGUAUGAAGUCGUUCGAAGACCAGGCCGAGCUCGAGACGAGUUCAGAUGCCGUUUGCCGAAGCACGCUCCUCCACCCAUACGGACGGCGAACGGAGCACCCAGCGUUCCACACGCAGCUCGCAAUCAGCUUCAGUGCGUUCCCGUCUCGCUUCGUAGAAGCCGAUUUCCCAGCCUGACCACAAUAGACUCUUCAAUUAGAAAGCUCGUCCAGGCGCCGCUUCCGUGGACCACACUCGCCGAUCUCCAACGCGAGGAGCCGCUUCCACGGAUUGGCUUCCUUCAACAGGUGAACGCAGGUCCCGAAGGCAUGAACGACAGCGCCGAGAGGCAUCGGAGAUGAGCUUACCUUGAUUAAUCUCAAGAGUGUGGAGUGGCGGAGUGGCUACUGUUAACCAACGUUCAAACAGAAGUUGUUGAGGAUUAAAGUCACGAGCAGACCUGCCUCACUCGAGUAGCAGGUAGAUGAUAAGAAAUGACAUGCAUGUCUAAAGCCAAUAAACCGAUUUCAUUAAUA